AUGGCAUCUCAGGCUGGUGGCGCUGAUGCCAAGAGCAUCUCUGCAUAUGGACAGGCUCGCUCAACUCUGCAGGGGAAGCCUCUCAGCUCCGAUGAAGUCCGCAAGAUGAACGAGUAUUUCCGUGCUAGCAUGUACCUCUGUCUUGGUAUGCUGUAUCUUCGAGACAACCCACUCCUCAAAGAGCCGUUGAAAUUGGAACAUCUCAAGGCCCGACUUUUGGGUCACUGGGGAUCAGAUGCUGGUCAGUCAUUCACAUGGAUCCACAUGAACCGCCUCAUCAAGAAGUACGAACUGGAUGUCCUCUUCAUUUCGGGCCCCGGACACGGUGCCCCAGGAAUCAUCUCCCAGUCGUAUCUGGAGGGUGUCUACUCUGAAGUCUAUCCCGACAAGAGCGAGGAUGCGGAGGGGAUGCAGAGAUUCUUCAAGCAAUUCUCUUUCCCGGGCGGUAUCGGCAGUCACGCAACUCCUGAGACUCCUGGUAGCAUCCACGAGGGUGGUGAGCUGGGAUACUCAAUCUCUCAUGCCUUCGGAACCGUUUUCGAUAACCCAAACCUCAUUACAUUGACCAUGGUUGGAGAUGGAGAGGCUGAGACUGGCCCACUCGCAACUAGCUGGCACAGUACCAAAUUCCUCAAUCCCUGCGUGGAUGGUGCUGUCCUCCCGGUUCUUCACCUCAAUGGUUACAAGAUCAAUAACCCAACCGUUCUUGCUCGAAUCAGUCAUGAUGAGCUGACAAAUCUUUUUGUCGGUUACGGCUGGAAGCCUUACUUCGUGGAAGGUAGCGACUUUGACAGCAUGCAUCAAGCCAUGGCUACUACCCUUGAGAAGUGUGUGCAGGAGAUCAGAGAGUAUCAACAGCAAGCGCGCUCAUCCAAGAAGCCGUUCCGCCCACAAUGGCCGAUGAUUAUUCUUCGCUCUCCGAAGGGAUGGAGUGCUCCUCGCGAGAUUGAUGGAAAAUACCUUGAAGGCUUCUGGCGCGCACACCAGAUUCCCAUCACUGACGUCCGCACCAACCCGGCGCACUUGAAGGUGCUGGAGGACUGGAUGAAGGGUUACAAGCCGGAAGAGCUGUUUGACAAAAAUGGAAAAUUGAUUCCGGAGCUCAAAGAGCUUGCUCCCACCGGUAACUUCCGCAUGAGUGCCAACCCCGUUGGUAACGGCGGUCUUCUGCGCAAGCCGCUCAUUAUGAAUGACUUCCGGGAAUAUGGCUUCAAAGAUAUCGUGCCAGGACAGACAAUCAAGGGAGGCAUGGCCAACAUGGCUGGAUUCCUGCGUGAUAUUGUCGCCAAGAACAAGACCAACUUCCGCCUCUUUGGUCCUGAUGAGACCGAGUCCAACAAGCUCUCAGAAGUUUACAAAGCAGGAAAGAAGGUCUGGAUGGGUGACUACUUUGAAGAAGACAAGGACGGUGGAAAUCUUUCUCCCGAUGGACGUGUGAUGGAGAUUCUCAGCGAGCACACUUGCGAAGGAUGGCUCGAGGGCUACAUCCUGUCUGGUCGUCAUGGAAUACUUAACAGCUACGAGCCUUUCAUUCACGUCAUUGAUUCCAUGGUCAACCAGCACUGCAAGUGGAUCGAAAAGUGUCUCGAGGUCGAAUGGCGUGCCAAGGUCGCCUCUCUCAACAUUCUCCUCACCGCCACUGUCUGGAGACAAGAUCACAAUGGGUUCACUCACCAGGAUCCUGGGUUCCUUGACGUAGUCGCCAACAAGAGCCCACAAGUUGUUCGAAUCUACCUUCCUCCUGACGGCAACACGCUCCUCUCAGUAAUGGACCACUGCCUUCGCAGUGUCAACUACGUGAACGUCGUCGUCGCCGACAAACAGGAGCACAUCCAAUUCCUCAGCAUGGAUGAUGCCGUCGACCACUGCACUAAGGGUCUCGGAAUCUGGGAAUGGGCAAGCAAUGAUCAAGGCUGCGAGCCUGAUGUUGUCAUAGCAUCCUGCGGCGAUGUCUCGACUCACGAAGCCCUGGCAGCUACCGCACUGUUGCGCGAGUACCUUCCCGAUCUCAAAGUCCGCUUUGUCAAUGUUGUGGACUUGUUCCGAUUGAUCUCUCGUAUCCACCACCCUCACGGUAUGCCCGACCGGAAGUGGAAAGCCAUUUUCACGGACAAUAAACCAAUUGUGUUCAACUUCCACUCGUAUCCCUGGCUCAUCCACCGGUUGACCUACAAGAGGCCUGGUCAGCACAACCUGCAUGUGCGCGGUUACAAGGAGAAGGGUAACAUCGAUACGCCAUUUGAGCUAGCUAUGCGCAAUGGAACCGAUCGAUACAGUCUUGCCAUUGAUGCGAUUGACUUGGUUCCUUCUUUGGGCAAUACGGCUGCGGGUGUUCGGGAGAAGUUGAUCAACCUCCAGCUUGCAGGUAAGAGUGAGGCCUUCAACAAUGGGAUUGAUCCCGAUUACAUUCGGAAUUGGGCUUGGCCUUAUUCUAAGAAGACCUGA
Penicillium maclennaniae is the source of this 2445-nucleotide messenger RNA. Its product is annotated as phosphoketolase family protein. The transcript has a single exon. The record is from RefSeq and is a predicted model, not a curated record. Lineage: Eukaryota; Fungi; Ascomycota; Eurotiomycetes; Eurotiales; Aspergillaceae. Gene Ontology annotation, molecular function: aldehyde-lyase activity. Gene Ontology annotation, biological process: carbohydrate metabolic process. Bases 1 to 2445 code for a protein of 814 amino acids.